AUGAAAUUUAGUCAAUCUCCAAAAUCAACUUUCAAUCAAAAUUUCAAUCCACCUCCUGGUUAUUAUAUUGGUAAUGAUUUACAUGAUAUGCUGAAUACUAUUAAGACUAAACCACCUCAAUAAUAAUUCUCAAAAUCUGAUCGAUUUGGUCAAAUUCAGGAAAUUAUACAUCCUCAAAGUAAAACUGUCGAAGGAUUUGAUAAAAUUGCGUAUUAAUCCUCAUUAAAACAUUCCUUCUAAAAUAAGAGAUUACAAGAUCGUAAUUACGUUUAUUAAGCCUAAUCAUAGCAAUAUUUGAAGAAGACUCAGGAAGUCGAAAAUAAGAUGAAGAAUUUGCUUAUCAAACAAAUGGAAAACUGUUUAAACUAAUAGCUAGAAAUAACACCAUCAGGAUAAUGCGUUUUAGAUAAAACUAAACUGUUGCAAAAACUAUAGACUAUAGCCCCAUUACAACACCCUGGUCCUGGGCAUUAUAAUUCAAAUGAAACCAUAAUCAAGCCAAGAGUAAGAGGAACUAUUAUUAAAGAGGACAGUAAAAGAACAACUUACUAAGAACCCUUCUUGACUGCAGAUGUCAUCUAUGGAAAAUAAUUAACCAAUAAUGGAUAACAAGAAUCAGAACUCAAUCUCACUCAAAAGUAAAAGUAGAAAAAAAUCAAAUUCUUAUAAGGAGACGAUUAUAACUUAGAAAAAUUAUUUGAAAAAGAAAAGAAAAAGAAGGAAAGAUAAACUGCUCCACCACCUGGACAUUAUGAUAUUGAAUCCCAAUUUGGAAAAAUAACAGAAUUAAAUUAUCAAAAUUAAUGUUUUGAUAGUAGAGAACCAAGAUUUAAAUAUAUUGCAGAUGUCAACCCAGGACCUGGCUAAUAUUUAGCAGAUAAUCAAUUCAAUGAAACUGGGGGAUAUAUGUCUAAAUUACCUAGAUAACCUCCAAAAGAUAAUAUGAUUGUUCCUGUUGGUAAUUAUAUUGUAUAAGAUUUAUCAAAACCCUAAAGAAGGGAUGGACUCUUUCCAUCUAGUUUUGGUUCUGGAUCUAAAAGAAUGUAAGAUGGAAUAAUUAAUAAUGACGCUCCUGGUCCUGGUAGCUAUGAUAAUUUGAUGUUAAAGAAGAAACAGUUUAAAUAUGUUUUUAAAAAGAAAGAGAAAAGACCUAUGUAUGAGAAAUGCCCAGAAUCAUUUGGAUUAUCAGUGGCUAAAGAAUUAGUAUCUGUUAAUACCACAAAAGAACGCAGCAAAUCUCUAUAAAAACAAUAAUAAUCUUCUAUGUUCUCCUCAAGUGUUCAAAGAUUUAAGGAUAAAAAGAUAACCGAAGAAUUGGGUCCAGGAAGUUAUACUGUGCACGACUAAUUUACCAAAAUUACUUUUAAUAAGGGAAAUGAUAUCUUUGGUAAAGGAUAAAGAAUCUAAUAAUAAUAAUAAUAAGAAAUUGGUCCUGGGGCUUAUGAUGGCGAUUACAAACUACUUAAGAAAAAUUUUGUUAGAGAUGUUCAUUUUUGA
Messenger RNA from Paramecium tetraurelia, 1497 nucleotides. RefSeq lists its product as uncharacterized. The record is from RefSeq and is a predicted model, not a curated record. Gene Ontology annotation, cellular component: male pronucleus; germinal vesicle; female pronucleus. The transcript is spliced from 4 exons. Gene Ontology annotation, molecular function: chromatin binding; histone binding. Gene Ontology annotation, biological process: epigenetic programing of male pronucleus. NCBI's taxonomy places the organism in Eukaryota, Ciliophora, Oligohymenophorea, Peniculida, Parameciidae.